Labrus bergylta (ballan wrasse) is the source of this 1293-nucleotide messenger RNA. RefSeq names its product mediator complex subunit 22 (gene med22). Lineage: Eukaryota; Metazoa; Chordata; Actinopteri; Labriformes; Labridae. The record is from RefSeq and is a predicted model, not a curated record. Gene Ontology annotation, molecular function: transcription coregulator activity. Gene Ontology annotation, biological process: regulation of transcription by RNA polymerase II. Gene Ontology annotation, cellular component: mediator complex.
UACAAAAAGCAAACCGGUUGUUCGCCUUCAUUAAAGUAACGAAGAAGAAGAAGAAGAAACGCUCACGUUAUUUGUCAACACUUUCAGAAAGUAUGCGCUAAAUGGUAACUUUGUCUUUUACUGAGCACGAUGGCUUCUCAGAGAGUGCUGCCUCAGAGCAAAGAGACUCUGCUUCAGAACUACAACAAGAGACUGAAGGAUGACAUCAGGUCCAUCCUGGAUAACUUCACAGAAAUUGUCAAAACAGCAAAGAUAGAGGAUGAGACACAGGUUGCCAGAGCAACGCAGGCAGAGCAGGACCAUUAUGAGAUGCACGUCAGAGCGGCCAACAUUGUACGAGCUGGUGAGUCCCUGAUGAAGCUGGUGUCUGAUCUGAAGCAGUUUCUGAUUCUCAACGACUUUCCCUCUGUGAACGAUGCAAUCAGCCUCCAGAACCAGCAGCUCCGCUCGCUGCAGGAGGAGUGUGACAAGAAGCUCACCUCACUCCGUGAUGAGAUCGCCAUCGACCUGUAUGAGCUAGAGGAAGAAUAUUACUCCUCCAGCUACAGUCAGUGGGACAGCACUGAUCUGCCACUGUGUGACGCCUACCGCCACAGAGACAGCUGGGCUUCCCCUGGCAGCAGCUGCAGCUCCACCCAGGGAGACAGAGAGGAUGUGGAGGGACCUCCUUCACAGGAGACGGUCCCACAACACCACGUCAACGGACACGGGACAUCUUCUAUAGAGAAAUCAUAAGGAGGAACAUGGACAAAGACUGGAACACUAGUGCCCAUUUUGUACUGUAUUGUUUUAUUCAUAUACAAUUAGGUCUGCAACUGUUUUUUUUUUAUUUUCUGUGAUGGACUUAAACCUCGGCUUUGUGAAUUUGCAGCAUUUUCUUUUUUUAACCAAGUGUACAAUUUGAAUAAUCUUGUGUGACUUGGCUUAAAGCUACUGUGAGGAGCUUUUAGUUUGUCCAUUUUCUUUGGCGCCCCCUGUGGACAAAACAGCACAUCUUGUUUAGCCUACUGUAAGUUAUCUCGUGACACCUACCCUGUAGCAGCAGUUUCAGAUGAAAUUUACAAUGCAGAAAUAGUCAAUCUUUAUGCUGAUGGUCUUAUUUGAUUUUUUUGUGGGUCAUAUAUAACCAUCCUUAUUCAUUUCAGUGUCUUCCAUAGCCAGCUAAAAGCUCCUCACAGGGGCUUUAAGUAGUGAAAAUAAGUGAUCUAACCUUAAAAGUGUACGCUUGUUUUUUUGUUAUUGCUUUAUUUUUUCUUACUCCUAUCACGUCUCUUAAUAAAAGGACAAUUUAAA